Metschnikowia bicuspidata var. bicuspidata NRRL YB-4993 is the source of this 1183-nucleotide messenger RNA. RefSeq lists its product as uncharacterized. The record is from RefSeq and is a predicted model, not a curated record. The transcript has a single exon. The coding region runs from base 173 to 1054 and encodes 293 amino acids. Lineage: Eukaryota; Fungi; Ascomycota; Pichiomycetes; Serinales; Metschnikowiaceae.
GAGACUUUCUUUCUUCCCAAGAGAUCUGUGCUUCUGCUUGGGGAACUUGGCGGCUUUGGCUCUAAGGAUGGAAGGCCCAAGCAGGCUGCCAUGAUGGCCGAGGUUGAUUGAGAAGACCGCCCAGUCCAAAGGUGGGCUCUGGCAACGUUGACUGCCGGAAGUGCUAGCUCGAAUGCUAUGGUUGGGGAUGAUUCAUUAUAUGGUCUAUGAUGCUCGUCAGGCUCGAUGGGCGAAAGAAGCGAAACGGGCGCUCGCCGCUAGCAGAUACUUUGGAGCGUGGAGCGGAUGUUCUUACCUAUGCUUUCAAGGCCAUAGAACUUUAUGGUGCACCGGAACUAGCCUUCGUGGACAUCUGGUGAUUCCAGAAGGUAUACUAUAUAUUGUGGAUGAAGAGAGCAGGGCUAGGUACAUCAUAUUGCUGCUUGACGAGCAAGCCCAAGAAGCGGCGGCCCCACGAAACAGCAUCAUACGCGGGAUUGGGAAGUUCCCAGAGGCCGGGGUGUUUUUUCCCGAGGCCCGGGGUGUUUUGUUCAGAGGCCCAGGGUGUUUUUGGUUGACAGCCAUGGAGAGCAUGAGCAGGAACGUGUGGCCAAAAACGCCCAGCCAACCAGCAGCACCGAACCCCCACACGGCAAGGAGAUACAGAGGAACCGAGCAAACGAGGCAUGCCGCGAGCACACGGGCCAGUACGAAGCGUGAGCGGUCGCUUGGGCGACGCAGAACUGGCGUGCGGUUCUAUGUACCAGACGAUGCCCACUACAGGAAACGCCCGUUGAUGUGCGCUGAUGCCGAGCCUUGCAUCCACCAAUCUAUAAUACUAUGUUUCCUCUCACCGAAGGCAGGCCCUCGGGACCGACGCUCCUCAAGGCACGAGCGGGAGCCGCGGCCGGAACGGUGCGGGCGUCUUGAAAUGCGGAGCCCCGCCGCAUCAGAGGAGGUCUGGGCAGCAAGGGCGGGGCGGCUGGACACCGCUUGCCAUUGCCGCAGCCGGCCCACAGGGACGGAGCCGAAUGAGGCAGAGACACGCCCAAUGAGGCAGAGACAAGCCAAAUGAGGCAAGAGCGGAGCCCAACGAGCAGACAAAAGCCCAAUGAGGCAAGAGCGGGGCCCAGCGAGGCAGAGACAAGCCCAGCGAGACCGAGACAAGUCCAACGAGACAGAGACAAGCCCACCGCCAGCUAGA